Molecule: messenger RNA, 1866 nt
Organism: Kickxella alabastrina
Lineage: Eukaryota; Fungi; Kickxellomycota; Kickxellomycetes; Kickxellales; Kickxellaceae
Product: glycoside hydrolase superfamily
Exons: 2
Coding region: 173-1759 (528 amino acids)
Biological process (GO): glycosaminoglycan metabolic process; carbohydrate metabolic process
Cellular component (GO): membrane
Molecular function (GO): beta-N-acetylhexosaminidase activity
Source: RefSeq, a predicted model, not a curated record
AUUGAAUCUUUUUUAAUUAUCAUUUUCUGUCUUUAUGCGCGUUCAUUUUCUAGUUUAAAACAUAUUAUAUUCAGUUGGCAAUACUCGCUUAAACUAUACUACUUUGUCUGGAUUUAUAUUACUUUCUUUUUUCUCACAUUUAGUCGUUUUAGGAUAUUCAAUAUAACCGACCAUGAAACUCACGCUGGCACUUAUCAGCCUGGUGCAAUGCGCCCUGGGGUCUGUGUGGCCGGUUCCUGCGGUGUUCAACACCGGAAAUAGCACGACAGCGGCGCAAAAUCUGUACAUUAAUCCUGGACAGACAAACUCGCAAAUACUUGCUGGUGCUGCCAAGCGGUACAGCGCAAUAAUAGGCAAGGAGGCAUUCAAGGCGCCAGCCGACUACAACAUAAACCCAGUUUCAACCUACUCGACGCUUUCAGGACUGACUAUCAGCGUUGCAAGCAACGACGAAACGCUAUCGCUGGAGACUGACGAGUCGUAUAUGCUGGAUGUCCCAUCUGGCGGACAGGCGUCUUUGAAGGCGCAGACUGUGUAUGGGGCACUGCGCGGACUGGAGACGUUCUCGCAGCUGUUGGAAACACACCAGGGGGUACGGAUGGUGCGCAACACGCCCAUUUACAUUGAGGACCGGCCGGCACUUGCACACCGCGGCAUUUCGCUGGACACUUCACGCAACUACUAUCCGGUUAAAGAUCUCGAGCGCACGCUGGACGCCAUGUCGUACAACAAGCUGAAUGUGCUGCACUGGCACAUUGUGGACUCGCAGUCGUGGCCGGUAGAGUCGCAGAGGCACCCGGGUCUGGCAAAGAACGGCGCGUACUCUGCCGAGAUGCAGUACUCGCACAGCGACGUGAGGAAGCUCAUCCAGUAUGCUCGAGAGCGCGGAAUCCGGGUCAUUCCCGAGUUUGACAUCCCUGGGCACACUUACAUCGUGGGCCAGACGUACCCCGAGCUUAUGAGCUGUUUGAACCAGCAGCCCAGCUGGGACAAGUUUGCAGCAGAACCACCGAGUGGGCAGCUCAACAUCGCCAAAGACAGUGCGACAAACUUUGCGGUUGAUGUGAUCAACGAGUACGCGCAGCUGUUUACCGAUAAUGUGUUCCAUCUGGGCGGCGACGAGUACCUGGCGGCGCACCCGGGCGAGGAUGUCGAAUCCCUGCUGGCAAAGUUUUACGACAAGGUGCACAGUGCCGUGCACGCGAUGAAGAAAACCGGCAUGUCGUGGGAGGAGACGCUGUUCCACAGCACGUACGUGCCGCCCAAGGACACAAUCAUCCAGACGUGGAUCAACGAGCAAUCAAUUCCCAACACGGUGGCCAAGGGGUACCGCUCGGUGGCAUCGCCGUCAUCGUCGUACUACCUGGACUGCGGGCACGGUUCGUGGAUGCCGGACUACGACGGCAACUCGUGGUGCGAUCCGUUCAAGACGUGGAUGCACGUCUACAACUUUGACCCACUGGCCAACAUCUCCGACGCAGCGCAAAGAAAGCUGGUCAUUGGGGCCGAGGUUGCGCUGUGGUCCGAGCAGACAGACCCUACUGUGCUCGACGGGCGCCUGUGGCCGCGUGCGUGCGCAAUGGCCGAGACGGCAUGGUCGGGCAAGUCCGAUGGCAGCGGGCAUAUACGGACCACCGGCGAGGUGGCACAGCGGCUGCAUAACCAGCGGUUCCGCAUGGUCGGCCGCGGAAUCAAUGCCGAGCCAAUGCAGCCUCUGUGGUGCGCUCGCAACCCGGGUGCCUGCAACCUGCCAAAGUGAAACAAAGUGGGAUUUUUUUGCAGCGCUGUAAAAAGUGUGAUUGAGGGUGUGCGCACACGCAUUGUUCAUUCUUUUUGGCACUUUUGAAAAAUAAAGAGCAGUCCAGG